UCUUGCAGGCAGCCUGGGUCAGCCGCACCUGGCCGGGCUCUCCUGUCCAUACGCCUGGCUGUUGAUGGGAAUGUCCCUGUGGGAAUGGCCAGCCCAUGAGUGGACACAACAGUACAUUCCCAGGGACUCCUGGUUUGCCAGGGUCUCUACUCUGUCUCACUGUCGGUCACUUUAUAUAUCCUUGCCCCAACAGAGAGCCUGGUGAGAGGCCCUUUGCCUGCAGCUGGCAGGAGUGCAACAAGAAGUUCGCGCGCUCCGACGAGCUGGCCCGACACUAUCGCACGCACACGGGCGAGAAGAAGUUCAGCUGCCCCAUCUGCGAGAAGCGCUUCAUGCGGAGCGACCACCUGACGAAGCACGCACGCCGCCACGCCAACUUCCAUCCCGGCAUGCUGCAGCGGCGUGGCGGGGGCUCGAGGACCGGCUCGCUCAGCGACUACAGCCGCUCGGAUGCCAGCAGCCCCACCAUCAGCCCGGCCAGCUCACCCUGAGCACCCGCACCCGGACCGCGCCUCCUCGCCCCUUUGGUAAUAGGAAAGCUGAGCGAACUUGAGAAGUCCACAGCAAAACAGUUUUCUUCACCUCAGGUGUCAAUUUUUAAC
Molecule: messenger RNA, 602 nt
Organism: Rattus norvegicus (Norway rat)
Lineage: Eukaryota; Metazoa; Chordata; Mammalia; Rodentia; Muridae
Source: RefSeq